Sinocyclocheilus anshuiensis is the source of this 675-nucleotide messenger RNA. RefSeq names its product heat shock protein 75 kDa, mitochondrial-like. Gene Ontology annotation, molecular function: ATP-dependent protein folding chaperone; ATP binding; ATP hydrolysis activity. Lineage: Eukaryota; Metazoa; Chordata; Actinopteri; Cypriniformes; Cyprinidae. Bases 27 to 359 code for a protein of 110 amino acids. The record is from RefSeq and is a predicted model, not a curated record. Gene Ontology annotation, biological process: protein folding. The transcript is spliced from 3 exons.
UUAUCUUUAUUACCAUUAAUUUACCAAUGUUUCCACAGGUGACUCCGCGUCUGGACACACACCCCGCUAUGAUCACGGUGCUGGAGAUGGGCGCCGCUCGACACUUCCUGCGCACACAGCAGCUCACCCGCAGCUCAGAGGAGAGAGCCCAGAUCCUGCAGCCCACACUGGAGAUCAAUGCUGGACAUGAUCUGAUCAAGAAGCUUCAUGCACUGAAGGACUCAAGCCCUGAGCUGGCACAGCUUCUCCUCGAGCAGAUAUAUGACAACGCCAUGAUCACCGCUGGCCUGAACGAAGACCCUCGUCCGAUGAUCUCGCGGCUGAAUCAGCUCCUCACUCAAGCUCUGGAGAAGCACUGACACCUGUGCUGGAGUUCAGCCUGACGGACUUGUUUUGCCUUUAUUAGAGCCAUGCGUGGAUGCACAAAGGGGGCUUCCCGAUAUUAUAAUAAUAUUUUAUAGAAUGAUAAAAAGGGCAGACUGGAAAAAAAAAGUUUAUCUGGAAAGAUGCAAGAUGAAUAUACCAGUGAAACAUUGUCUGUUGAAUAUUAAUAUUACUUGUACUUUUUUCUUGUCUUUCUUGCCCUAAAAUCAUUCACAUUUCAGUCUUUUUGUUCUGUAAAUUAACAGCUUUUUUCAUGUGUAAAUUAAAGUUAGGUGAAAAUAAAACAAACGU